Aspergillus udagawae is the source of this 1209-nucleotide messenger RNA. Its product is annotated as CobW family GTP-binding protein. The transcript is spliced from 5 exons. The coding region runs from base 1 to 1209 and encodes 402 amino acids. Gene Ontology annotation, cellular component: cytoplasm. Lineage: Eukaryota; Fungi; Ascomycota; Eurotiomycetes; Eurotiales; Aspergillaceae. The record is from RefSeq and is a predicted model, not a curated record.
AUGCCUGCAGAUAUUAUCGAUGAUGAUGAUGCUCCCCCAGAGCUGGUGGAUGUGUCCGCGCUACCGGACUCAGAAAAGCCCAAUAUCUCCACGACACCAUCUACAACAUUAGACACGCCGGCACAGGAUCGUGUGCCUAUCACACUAGUAACUGGCUAUCUCGGUGCGGGCAAGACUACCCUGCUUAAUUACAUCUUGAGUGAGAAACAUGGCAAAAAGAUCGCCGUGAUCAUGAACGCGACGGACAUCGAAAAGCCAUUGACCGUCAACCAGAACGGCCAAGAAGUCACGGAGUGGAUGGAAGUCGGAAACGGCUGCAUCUGCUGCUCCGUCAAAGACUCCGGAGUCAUGGCCAUCGAGUCACUCAUGGAGCGCCGGGGGACAUUCGACUACAUCCUCCUAGAGACAACGGGGCUCGCCGACCCGGGCAAUCUCGCGCCCGUUUUCUGGGUAGACGAUAACCUCGGCAGCUCCAUCUACCUAGACGGAAUCGUCACGCUAGUCGACGCGAAGAACAUCCUCCGUCUUUUGGACGAGCCCGCGCCAGAGGAAACCGCAUCGAGCCAUACCGACGGAACUGAGAGCGAGGGCCACGGGCACUCGGGGCCUGUGCUCUCCAUGGCGCACAUGCAGAUCUCCCACGCGGACGUGAUCAUCCUGAACAAGGCGGAUCUCGUUACCCAGGAGGAACUGGACCACGUCCGCUCUCGCAUCCUGGCGAUCAACAGCGUCGCCAAGAUCCACGUCACAGACCACAGCAGGACACCACAGAUUGAGGGCGUCGUGCUGGAUCUCCAUGCCUACGACCACUUGGAUAGCCUGGACUUUGGUGCCAAGGGGCACAGUCACAUCGACCCGGCAAUAUCAACAAUCGCCAUAAUCAUACCCUCUAUACCAGCCGACAAGAUCUCACGGGUAGACGCCUGGCUCCAGUCCAUCCUAUGGGAAUCAAAAAUCCCAGUAACGGGCAACACUGAUACAUCUAACCUCGAUAAUUUCGAGAUCCAUCGUCUGAAAGGCAUUCUAGUCCUGCAAGACGGGACCUGUAAGAUCAUCCAGGCUGUCCGGGAAGUCUUCGAGAUCCGAGACUCGGAGCCGAAGACAAGCGGCGGCGGCGACUGCAAGCUCGUUCUGAUCGGCCGUGGUCUGGGACAGGAUGCACAGCCGUGGCGGAGGAACUUUGAGGCGUUCUUGGAAGCCGGACAGUAG